Messenger RNA from Apis laboriosa (Himalayan honeybee), 3450 nucleotides. Its product is annotated as zinc finger CCCH domain-containing protein 13. The record is from RefSeq and is a predicted model, not a curated record. Gene Ontology annotation, molecular function: chitin binding. The transcript is spliced from 8 exons. The coding region runs from base 306 to 3425 and encodes 1039 amino acids. NCBI's taxonomy places the organism in Eukaryota, Metazoa, Arthropoda, Insecta, Hymenoptera, Apidae. Gene Ontology annotation, cellular component: extracellular region.
CACUUCCAUCGCGCAGUCUUCUGGCCGGACCGGACGCGGUCUUGCCCUCAACCUCAACGAAACCGAAAACGCGCUCUUUCGAAUUUUCUUCUCGAUUACGAAAAUUCGUAAAUCCAUCCAUCGAUCCAUCCCUCGCUCGUCGCCUCGUGCUUUCUCAAGAUCGUUCGCUGGCAGAGAAGUAGAGCCGCGCGGUGUAUAAGGUGUGACAAGUAUAUACAGUUGGAGUGCGCCUCGAUGUGAAGACCGUGCUUUCAUGAGGGAUUAACGAAAAACUAUCAACGGAGCCGAGAGACAGUAGCGCCAACAUGCGGGAGAAAAGGUGGCUUCUGCUCGCUCUGUACGCAAUCCUGUUGGCCAAUGCGAUUUCGGCCGAACGUAAGGCUACCAGGCCGAAAUUCAAGAUCGCCACUACGUCGACGACCACAACAACAACCACCACCGAAGAGAACCAGAGGAACGAGAACGAAGAUGCGGAGGCGACCACCGCGGUGGCUAGCGGGGAGACGAACGCGACCAGCGGCCACGUCCUCACAGGCAUCCCGCAGAUCGACUACAUCUGGGACCCGAAUUUGCCCCGCGAGUUGAACGGCUACAAUCUCAGCGAUUACCCGUUCUACAACAGCAUACCGGAGGACAUCGACUUCAAAUGCGACGGCCUCCACGAUGGAUUUUACGCGAGCGUGCCGCACAAAUGCCAGGUGUAUCACCACUGCCUUUUCGGUACCCGAUACGACUUCCUCUGCGCCAACUUCACGGCUUUCGACCAAAAGACCUUCAUCUGCCACUUCGUGUCCGAGGUGGAUUGCGCCAAUUCGAGGAAGUACUGGCACAGGAACGACGCCCUCUACAAAGCGACCACGACUUCCACAACGUCCACGACCUCGACGACCACAACCACCACGAGCACAACCGCGUUUCCGCCGGUCACAGCCGCGAUUGGCGGCCGCCAAUCGUCCAGAGACCUUCCCAGGAGGAGGAGACCGUUCAGGAGGCGGCCGCCCGUGUACGAUUACUACGACGAGGAGUACUACGACGACGAUUACACCCGGCCACGAGGUGGGUACGGCAGGGACGAGUACGAUUACGACGAUCGAAAGUACAGGACGAGGGAUCGCGAGUACGUGAGGGAUCGCGAGUUUCGAGACUCGCCUAGGUCCAGGGAGGGGGGCGCCCCCAGGGACGAGAGGGACCGAUACCCGGCCAGGAACAACAGGAGGGAGCCUGGGAGGAGAGAUCCUCCUCCUUUGGAGGAGGAUUCGAGGGUAAGGUCGAGGGAUCCCGACCAGGGAUCGAGGUCGUCCCUGUCUAGGGAGGUCGAGGACGCGGAGUUGGACGAGAGACGAGUCGAUUCCAGGCUAAGGGACGAUGAUCGUCGCUAUCCCGAUAAAAGGUAUAGAGACGAUUACGAGGACAAGGAUCCCGUCUCGGCGGGGGGAGGGGGAGGCUCGGACGGGUUGGUGAAACCCGCCGCACCCGCAACCUCGCUCUACGCGAGACCGAGAACGCCGCCCAAGAUUCGUAGACCGGUCCCCCUCUCCGAGCAGGAUAAAUACGCUUACAAAACCACGGCCGUGCAAUCGACCGAGGAACCCCGAAGAAGACCGGUGGACAUCGCGGAGGACGACUAUUACGAGGACGAGUUGGAGGAUGUGAGACCUAUUCGAAGGCCGUUGAGGAGAAGGCCGUCGUCGUACAGAGACAGGGACAGGGAUUUCUACGAUACGAUAGAGAGAGACAGAGGCCGACCCUUCAGAUCGCGAUAUCGGGACGACGAGGACGAGUUGCGGCCGAGGAAACACCCGGAUCGGUCGAGAGAUCGGUACUACGAUCGAGACAGGGAUCGAGGUAGAGAUCGUUCCCUCCUCGAUCGUGGAAAGGAUCGAGGGAGAGGGCAGGAAGCGGGCGAGAAGCAGGAAAGGGCCGGCCCCGAUCGUUCGAGAUCGAAAGACACGAGACCGAAGGAUCCGCAGGAAGCCGACACGCCGUCCAGAGUUCGAGAUCGCAACAACAAUUACGAUCGCACGGAAAGAACCACCACCACCACCACCACCACCGCCGCCGCCCCCACCACUUCCACCGCUGCAACGACCGCCACGACCACCACUUGUUCCCCCGAGCAACCGCCCCGCAAAAUAGAAUCCAUCCCGAGGGAGGGUGCAAACAACGAGGGUAGGGGGACAAUUAUUGGCGAGAAAUCGGCGCAAGGCGAAACGCCGCGAGGAUCGAUGGACGCGGUGGGCGAGUCUCGUGCUCGAGGCGGGCAGCAAUCGGAUUACCAGGAACGGGAUCAGGACGAGGCGAAGCGGUAUCAGGUAUCCUCGUCGAUGGAGGAGUACUCGCAGGAGGAGUACUACGACGAGGCGGAGGAUCCUCCGUCGCCGCCGCCGCGCGCCACGAUUCGCGUAGUUAAACGACCCUUCCUCCCGUCCAGGGGUGGUAAUCCCAACCCGAGGGGAUUGUCCCCGGUCGGCGUGAAGGCGAGCGCGCCUAAGAGAAUGGAGGAGGGGCAGGAGGGGGAGAAGGCGGGCGGGGAGAGGACGAACGAAAGGGGGAAAAAUUAUCACGCGCACCAGACGGCCGAGGAGAGCCCCCGAAUUGAAUUCGAGCGGCAGGAGUCGAAGGGCGGGGAGAAGGAGAGUGAGAGAGAGACGGAGAAUCGGGACGAGUACGGGGGGGUGGGCGAGCGUUACGCGGACGCGUCUGUGGCGAGAGGUGGGCAGACGCGAAGGAUUCCAGGCAAGGAGAAGACGCAGCGGGGGGAGGAUGGGGGGGGAUCGUCUGCGGACGAUGGAUUCGCGAGGGGGGGGUCGAAAGGGACGAGCGAGGACAACGUUGGCGCGUUCGAGGAGGGAUUGGGCGGAUGGCCCGUGGAACGAGAGUUCUCGAAUCACGGCGUGCAAGUAGCCGGCCAUCCGUAUCGUAGCAAGGGGCGUAUCGUGAGUCCAUCGAGCGAGAGUCCAAGUCCGGUUUACGGAUCCGGUUUUAAGAACGAGGAGAUCCAGGAGAAUCCGACCGGGCCCCAAAGUUUCAGGGUGAAGCAGAGGUUGAACGAGGUGACGCACCGGUUGCAGGACAUCCCGGAGAGCGAGUACGACGUGACGCUGAACGACGCGUUGACGCCCACGUUGAACCAGGAGACCAGCCUGCCCAGCGGAUUCGUUCUCCCUCUCCACAGGCAGAUAGGGAGAGACGCGAUCCUCCAAUCGUCCGAGACGAGUAGUUACAAAGUUUCCAGGCCCGUAGAUCAGCAACAUCAGCAGAAAUCGUCGUUCGUUACCAAUCCUCAAUUCUUGUCUGCGGUCAACACGGGCAACGAUAGGCUGAGGACCGUGUAUUACAGGACACCCGAGACUGUUCAAAUCGGUGGGACGCAAUACAGGCCGCAGAGAGGAGGAUUGUCAUGGCAGGAUUAUACCGGCUACUGAAAACAAUACCGACGAAGAGAUAGAA